Messenger RNA from Brenthis ino (lesser marbled fritillary), 963 nucleotides. NCBI's taxonomy places the organism in Eukaryota, Metazoa, Arthropoda, Insecta, Lepidoptera, Nymphalidae. The record is from the annotation of a GenBank genome assembly.
AUGUCCUUAAAUGACCCCUUGGGGCUGCUCAGCCACUACACGAUACGAGCGAAGAUCAUCCUGCAGAGUCUCUGGCGCAUGAAGAUGGCAUGGGAUGAACAGAUUCCUGCGGAAGAGAACGAAAUGUGUGCAGCGUGGCUGCGACAGCUACCCGACCUCACCUGCCUGCGACUGGAACGAUGCUACGCCCUGGAGGCCAGAGGAACUAUGGCCAGUCGAAGAACAAUCAACAGAAGAGGAGGAGGUCCUACUGCACGUGACCACAGAGGACCAGCAGGGCGACGAGUGGUUGCCGGAUCCUGCGCGCUUCUCCAAGUUCGAGACACUGGUCAGAGCGGCUGCGAGGUGUUGGCGUUUGUAGACAAGUGUCGGCGUCGGGCUACGGGACUGGAGCAUCGACACAUCGAGAAAGCCGAGCGCGCACUCAUACGCCGCGCUCAAAGAAACAGCUUCCAAGACGAGCUACUACGGAUGAAGUCAUCACAUCCACUUCCUAAGACGAGCCGACUGUUCCGGCUGGAUCCAGUGCUGCAGGAAGGCGUAUUGCGAGGCCGCAUAAGAGCCACCACUGCACCGCUCGAGAUGAAGCGACCCAUCAUCCUCGACGGACGCCACCGCGUUACAAAACUCAUCGUGCUACGGGAGCAUUGCGCUGCGGGUCACGCUAACCAAAGGGAGUGCGCCCUCUGCAAAGUGAGAAGAGCGAAGCCCCAGGUCCCGUCGAUUGGAGACCUGCCCCGAGCUCGCCUCGAACCUUUUCGCCGUCCUUUCACUCACUGUGGGGUGGAUUACUUCGGACCUAUGAUGGUGAAGAUAGGACGGCGUGCGAGUAGCAGAGAUCCAGACGAAGACCGGAGUCUUCAAGCGUCCCGUCACGAAGCUCGUCGUGCUCGUAGCGCUGCACCGCGGGGAGAACUGUUGCGGACGACGAGCGACGACCAAACGAGUUCCGACCGCCCCCGA